Messenger RNA from Suricata suricatta (meerkat), 2385 nucleotides. It is a transcript of the gene SLC25A18, whose product is annotated as solute carrier family 25 member 18. Gene Ontology annotation, biological process: malate-aspartate shuttle; aspartate transmembrane transport; L-glutamate transmembrane transport. Gene Ontology annotation, molecular function: L-glutamate transmembrane transporter activity; L-aspartate transmembrane transporter activity. The record is from RefSeq and is a predicted model, not a curated record. Lineage: Eukaryota; Metazoa; Chordata; Mammalia; Carnivora; Herpestidae. Bases 775 to 1731 code for a protein of 318 amino acids. The transcript has 12 exons.
UCUGUUUCCAUGACCUGCAUAUAAAUUCAGGUCCCCUUGAGAAGUCUUCAGGUUUGGAAAAGCACUACCUGCUCCUAGAAUCUUGGAUUUGAACCUCAUUUUGGACAGCGAAUGACAAGGAAGAAGUAGCCCUACUGUAGCCAGUUAGUACUAGAUAGAAUUUUUUUUAACGAAGUGGAGUCAAUUCCUUGGAUUGGAUUCAAGGUUUUUGCUUUGGGGCGGAAUUGAGUCCACAGUAGGAAGGCAAAGACAUCCAAGCGAAGCCUGGCCUGUGUGUGCCCCAAGAACUAUCUCGCAGUCAAGUUCUCAGUGUGGGAGGUGGGAGAGAAGCCGGGGACCCAGAGGAGAGGAUGGCUCAGUGACUGCCUGCCCCAGGGCAAGGGGCUCUGGGCGUGAAGAGGGAGGGCCACUAACGAUACCAAAAGAGGAUCGUAAACCAACCCUUCCUGCAGUUCAACAGUGAUCUGGCCUGUAUCUUGGCAUCCAGAAAAGGCAGAACGUUCCUCACCGAAAGCAGGUACAGAUGGGGCAAGAGUGUCCUACUCAGCAGGACAGUAUGUGCAAGGCUCAGCUGUAGGAGACCGUGACGUGCUCCCAGAAGGGAGCACACCGGCCGUGGAGGCCCGGCGGGAGGCGGCUCGGGCCAGUCUCCACUGACACCCACCUUCUCUCCACUGUGCUGCGGGGCCACAGUCCAGGACACAGACGCCGCAUCCGCCCCGGCAGCCGUCUCCCUGAGGCGUCAGCAGCCCGUGUCCCGGGACCGCCAGCGGGAUGUCCAGCCAGGAUUUGAGUAUUACAGCAAAACUCAUCAACGGAGGUGUGGCAGGGCUUGUUGGGGUGACCUGCGUGUUCCCCAUAGACUUGGCCAAGACUCGACUGCAGAACCAACAUGGAAGAGAUAUCUACAAAGGAAUGAUAGACUGCCUGAUGAAAACAGCCAGGGCAGAGGGCUUCCUGGGCAUGUACCGAGGAGCUGCAGUGAACCUGACUUUGGUCACUCCAGAGAAGGCCAUCAAGCUGGCAGCCAAUGACUUCUUCCGGCAGCUGCUAAUGGAGGACGGGGAUGGCAGGAUGCAGCGGAACCUGAAGAUGGAGAUGCUAGCCGGAUGUGGAGCUGGAGUGUGCCAGGUGGUGGUCACCUGUCCCAUGGAAAUGCUUAAGAUUCAGCUGCAGGAUGCUGGCCGCUUGGCGGUUCCUCGCCAGGGCUCGGCCUCAGCACCCUCCUCCUCCAGGUCCUACACCACCGGCUCGGCUCCCACCCACAAGCGCCCAUCUGCCACCUUUAUCGCCUGGGACUUACUUCGCACCCGGGGCCUGGCUGGCCUCUAUAAGGGUCUGGGUGCCACUCUCCUCAGAGACAUUCCCUUCUCCAUCAUCUACUUCCCACUGUUUGCCAACAUUAACAACCUCGGGUUCAACGAGCGUACGGGGAAGGCCUCCUUUGCUCAUUCCUUUAUGUCAGGCUGCGUUGCAGGCUCCGUAGCUGCUGUCACAGUGACACCUCUGGACGUUUUGAAAACUCGAAUCCAAACCCUCAAAAAAGGCCUGGGUGAGGACAGCUACAGCGGGGUCACCGACUGCGCCAGGAAAAUCUGGACUCAGGAGGGGCCAUCCGCCCUCAUGAAGGGGGCAGGCUGCAGGGCCCUGGUCAUAGCCCCUCUCUUCGGGAUCGCCCAAGGGGUCUACUUCAUUGGUAUUGGAGAGCGGAUCUUAAAGUGUCUCGAGUAGAGAGAGCUGGAUGGCUCAGGUCCCUUUACUUGCUGCCAGCUCUCUAGAACGUUCUACUUAGGGACGAGUGAGACGCCCCCCAUGUCAUACUCUGUCCUCUAACCUGUAGUGCUACCUCACUCUCGGAACACACACUCUUACCCCAAUAAGCUAGCUGGCUACAGUCCAUGCUCCCUUCGUAAUGUCCACAUCCGGUUUUCGGCGGGGACAAGGCCACCAGGGAGCUUCAGAAGCGCCUAGCUACCUGCCUUUCCACAACACACAGCACGGGCUUGGGGUAUAUUAACUGCAGGACCCUAACACACAGUAAUAUAGAGGGGUUGUUUCUCCAUUUUACAUUUCUACUUCACACUCAAACUCUAUACACUUGAGUCAGUUUGAAGAUUUAGUGUUAAUUCUGAAUUAAGUGACUUAUGGUUAGUUCCAGAACUGGUUUGGGGGAAAAGGAGGACCACAAGUUCAAGGGGACCAUGAAAACCCUCAAAGUCAGCAGAUCUUUUCAAGUUGUAGAUGGCCGAGGCAUUAGGCUGACUGAGUGGGUGGCCUGGGCCAUCAGGCUGGCUGUCCUGGCCCGCAAACCCUCCCUGUGCCACACAGGCUCUCACAGAACAAGGUCCAGGGAACAUGGUUUUAAAUAAAAUUGAUUAAACUCUC